Messenger RNA from Solanum verrucosum, 1932 nucleotides. RefSeq names its product D-3-phosphoglycerate dehydrogenase 2, chloroplastic. Gene Ontology annotation, molecular function: hydroxypyruvate reductase [NAD(P)H] activity; glyoxylate reductase (NADPH) activity; NAD binding. Gene Ontology annotation, cellular component: cytosol. The transcript is spliced from 5 exons. NCBI's taxonomy places the organism in Eukaryota, Viridiplantae, Streptophyta, Magnoliopsida, Solanales, Solanaceae. The record is from RefSeq and is a predicted model, not a curated record. Bases 40 to 1932 code for a protein of 630 amino acids.
CUCUGCAAAUUCGCCUACUUCCAAAUUCAAGCACGAGAAAUGGAAUCUAUAGGAGUGUUAAUGACAUGCCCAAUGUCACCAUACCUUGAACAAGAGCUAGACAAGCGCUUCAACUUUCUCCGGCUCUGGAAAUUCCCCGAAAACCAAAAAAGCCACUUUUUGAAGUUGCAUUCAGAUUCCAUCAGAGGAGUCGUCGGAAACGCAACAAUCGGAGCUAAUGCGGAGUUAAUCGGAGCAUUACCGAAGCUGGAAAUCGUAUCAAGUUACAGUGUGGGACUGGACAAGAUCGAUUUGGGGCAUUGCAAGGAAAAGGGAAUCAAAGUCACUUAUUGCCCAGAUUUGAUCACGGAUGACGCUGCAGAUACUGGAAUUGCUUUGAUUUUGGCGGUUUUGAGGAGACUUUGCCGAUGUGAUAGCUAUGUUAAGAUUGGCCUUUGGAAGAAGAACGGUGAUUUCAUGUUGACGUCCAAGUUUAGUGGCAAAUCAGUGGGUAUUAUAGGAUUGGGAAGGAUUGGCUUAGCAAUUGCUAAGAGAGCGGAGGCUUUUGGCUGUCCAAUUAGUUACUACACGAGAUCAGAAAAGCCAAAUACAAAUUAUAAGUAUUAUCCAAGUGUAGUUGAGUUGGCUUCCAACUGCCAGAUUCUGGUUGUGGCAUGUGCACUAACUCCUGAGACUCGUCAUAUUGUCAACCGUGAAGUCAUGGAAGCUUUGGGAUCAAAGGGGAUUCUGAUUAACAUUGGCCGUGGUCCUCAUGUUGAUGAAAAGGAGCUUGUAUCUGCUCUUCUUGAAGGCCGAUUAGGGGGUGCUGGCCUUGAUGUGUUUGAGAAUGAGCCUGAAGUACCAGAGCAGCUUUUUGGCCUUGAGAAUGUGGUCCUAUUGCCUCAUGUAGGCAGUGGCACAGAGGAAACACGCAAGGCCAUGGCCGACCUGGUCCUUGGGAACUUAGAAGCUCACUUUCUGAACAAACCGCUGUUAACUCCAGUGCAACUAGAAAUGGAUGAGAUAGUAGGGGUAUUAUUGAUGCGUCCAUUGUCCAAUUACAUCCAACAAGAGCUAGCGAAACGUUUCACACUCUUCAAAUACUGGGAAAUUCCAUCUGAAUCUCUCAAACUGCACUCGGACGUUAUCCGAGCAGUGGUGGGGAAUGGAGUUCAGGGAGCCGACUCUGCUUUAAUUGAUUCGCUGCCUAGAUUGGAAAUUGUAUCGAGUCACAGUUCUGGGCUUGACAAGAUUGAUUUGGUGAAGUGCAAAGAGAGAGGGAUUAGGGUCACUUCCGCACCCGAUGGUCCCACCGACGAUGUUGCAGACACGGCUAUUUUACUCACAAUCGCAACUUUGAGGAGGAUUUGUGUAGCUGAUCGCUUCGUCAGGAAUGGGAUUUGGAAGGAAAAGGAUUUCAAUUUGACCGCUAAGUUUAGCGGCAAAUCAGUAGGCAUUGUAGGCUUAGGGAGAAUUGGUUCAGCAAUUGCCAAGAGAGCUGAAGCUUUUGGAUGUUCAAUCAGUUACCAUUCACGUUCACAAAAAUCAGAGUCAACGUACACUUAUUAUUCACGUGUUAUCGACUUGGCCUCCAAUUGCCAGAUCCUUGUCGUUGCUUGUGCCUUAACUGAUGAAACUCACCACAUCAUCAACCGUGAAGUUAUAGAUGCAUUGGGUCCAAAUGGAGUUGUCAUCAACAUUGCAAGGGGUUCUCAUAUUGAUGAACCUGAGCUGGUGUCUGCUCUUGCAGAAGGCAGGUUGGGAGGAGCAGGGCUUGAUGGUCUUGAACAUGAACCGGAAGUGCCUACGCAACUAGCUAGUCUUGAUAAUGUUGUACUAUCACCUCAUACUGCAGCAGGCACUGUGGAGACCCGUAAGGAAAUGGCUGAUCUUGUCAUUGCAAACUUGGAGGCAUACUUUUCGAACAAGCCAUUACUAACUCCUGUUCUUUGA